AAUGGAUCAUUACUUCUUCUUCAACUACAUCUCGCCUUAUUGCCGUAUUGGACCGUACAUCAUCGGCCUCAUGUCCGGCCAUCUCUUAGCUGUGCGCCAGGGACAAGUUCGGAUGAACAAGAUUACUGUUUGGAUUGGCUGGGUUGUCAGCAUAGCGUGUGGCCUUGCCGUUGUUUACGGUAUCCAUGGAGACAUAAGUGCGGAAAACAAAAGUAGUGUUGCUGUGUCUGCCCUCUACAACGCCCUGGCCAAGUCUGCUUGGGGUGCAUGCGUAAGCUGGGUGAUCAUCGCUUGUUCUUCUGGUUAUGGAGGUCCAGUUACUGUCCUGUUGUCUUGGUCACCUUUUAUUGUGCUCAGUCGUCUGACGUUUAUGACCUACUUGAUCCAUCCCUAUGUUAUUUACAUCUUCUUUAACAGCCAGGAGACACUCUACGCCUCUAGCUAUAUUAUGGAUAUUACAUCCUACCUCGGCAUCUUGUGGCUAACAAACAUGAGCUCCUUUGUUCUGAUGCUUGCCUUAGAGUCACCGGUGAUCGCUUUAGAAAAGGUCAUUUUCAGAAUUAAAAGACCUUUAAAGCAAUCGAGAAAGUCACUUUUGUUUGCUUAGUAAAAGCUACCUACGUGACUUACAUCAUAGCCAGAUAAUAAAUCUGAAAUGCCAAAUGAAAAUUAGAAGUAGAU
Molecule: messenger RNA, 681 nt
Organism: Biomphalaria glabrata
Lineage: Eukaryota; Metazoa; Mollusca; Gastropoda; Planorbidae
Product: O-acyltransferase like protein-like
Exons: 4
Coding region: 2-607 (201 amino acids)
Source: RefSeq, a predicted model, not a curated record